Messenger RNA from Daldinia caldariorum, 720 nucleotides. RefSeq lists its product as uncharacterized. NCBI's taxonomy places the organism in Eukaryota, Fungi, Ascomycota, Sordariomycetes, Xylariales, Hypoxylaceae. Bases 401 to 637 code for a protein of 78 amino acids. The transcript has a single exon. The record is from RefSeq and is a predicted model, not a curated record.
AAAGCGUGUAGAGCUGUGCUUGAAUCAUGGUGUUGUAGUGAAUCAAGGUUUCUUGCCACCAGAUUCAGAGCAUCAGAGCACAAAGCGUAUUGUGGUGAAGCCACGCGCCAUUGUCUCCGCGUUUCAUUGUCACUUGUCGCUAGUUUGGGUCUGAGCUGUUCUUUGUUUGAUUGUUUUGGUUCGGGAUGAAUUUAGUUUAGGUCAGGUAGGGCAAGGCAGGGCAGGGCAAAGACAGGAAAGGGAAAUAUUUAUGGAAAUUAGGAUUAAGUAGGAGGGAAGUGAGUGAAUCACCUGUGUGAGUUUUGCUAGAUUGUAUGUAUGAUGGAUGAUGGAUUCGCGAUUCCGUGGGAGUCCUCUAGCAAACGACGACUGACUAGACUGACAACAUAGACUCUCACGCAUGAACGUGGAAUUUUUAGGAUUGUGGCAGCCGAGAUGUCGGCAUGCCGAAUUUAACCCAUCGAAGUGCAAAAAUCUACGUAUUUUCUUCUUUUACUUUCUCGGCAGGCUGCAAGUGUAUAUUUCGACGAUUCUAUUUCAUUCCUUCCUGAGAGCCUUGCCGCGGAAAGUCAUAUUUGCUUGGAAUAGUUCUCUAAAUUCUAUUCACUACCUCGGUUUAUUCUUUCUGUUUUACUAGUACGUUCUUAAGUCAUGCCCGUCGAAAGAAUUUUCCCUGUUAAUGAUUUCACAGCCCAAGGAAUACUGUAUACUCUCUCGGUG